AAUGUAAAGAAGAACUGCAAGUUAUGGUGAUGGUCGUGUGAUGUUGAGGAACAGAAAAUAAACGACGUUGUUCUUGGGUACUUAGAAACAAACUCGCAUCAAUCAUGCCAUUCGGACUGUUCUCUUUGUCGCUCUUCGAUGCUGGAACGACCUCUCACGGCUGUAACCGGCCCGCGCUGGCGUCGACAAGCACGGCUUUUUGCUCGGGGAGUAACGACGGCUGUCAUGAUGGUCCCGGCAGUUUCUGGUCUAGGGUAGCGCCAAACGAGCAGAGUGAACGAAGGUACUGCAACCGCCAAUCGACGGCACUCUCUACUUCUCCGGUAUUUUUAGCAAGCAUGAAGGGUCGUGGAGGCCGCACCGUUGGAAAAAGAAUAACGAGAGAAUCGACGGCCUUCUCUACUCCUGUAUUAAACACAAAGAGACGAGGCACCAUGAUGGUUGGAAAAACAAAAACGAGCAGCGCCUCCUCUGUUCGUCCGUCGACGAGUUUCGCAGCGAGAAGUGCAGGCGCCCAGUUGCAGGAGUUGGGAGCGGAUUUGGUGUCUGGCUUGCAGAGACUGGGUCCCGCGAUGUCAAGGUUCCUAACCGAAGGUUUACAGCGGCAGAAGGCUAACGUAGCUAAGAAUCGAGACGUAGCUGAGGCAGCGAGCCAAGCCCUAGGACAGCAAAUGGCGAAGCUGAAGAUGGAACUGAAACAGACUGCCGCAGAGCUUGAAAAAGCAACGACGCUAGGACGCGUCUUCACCGGUCACCUACAACAGCAGCAAAAGGCUGAAGCUGACGGUAUCUUCAUUAAGAUGUACUAGUACAUUAAGAGCGUGAGCAGUUACAUGAUUGUCAUUACUUAGGGUCUAGUACGUCUACUUCAUGUUCAUACAUAGAAGAUCAUUCCAACAUAAGAUGAAUGAGUAAAAACUCACUGCACCACCUCAUGCUAGGCACAUUCAUUCAUUCAUACUUUUUUUUAAGGUCCUGCUCAACAUGUACAUCCACUUCAAGAAUAGGGUUAGUAAUGAAGCUCGCAGUCAUUAUUUAAGGUCCUGACUGGUAAGUACCUCUCUCUCGCUCUCGUUCAAACAGGUACUGGGGAUAGGCUCUCGGAAGACGUGUAUGAUAGUGCAGCAUCAGGCUACGCCCUGUUGAAGGAAGGAGCGGAGGAUUUGCGUUCCCUACUGUCAGACGCCGUACCAGACGUGGAAAGGCGUUUGGCUGAAGUAACUUUGGUGGCUUGA
This is a messenger RNA of Amoebophrya sp. A25, 1235 nucleotides long. NCBI's taxonomy places the organism in Eukaryota, Dinophyceae, Syndiniales, Amoebophryaceae. The record is from the annotation of a GenBank genome assembly.